Molecule: messenger RNA, 1377 nt
Organism: Mangifera indica (mango)
Lineage: Eukaryota; Viridiplantae; Streptophyta; Magnoliopsida; Sapindales; Anacardiaceae
Product: senescence-specific cysteine protease SAG12-like
Exons: 2
Coding region: 113-1144 (343 amino acids)
Cellular component (GO): lysosome
Molecular function (GO): cysteine-type endopeptidase activity
Source: RefSeq, a predicted model, not a curated record
AAGAGGAGAGUGGAUGGGUGACAAGAAUCCUUGGCUAUAAAAUCCAUUACCAUUCUGAAAUUAGUUGUGCCAACCGAAAAAGAUUCUCCUGUAUAAUUUUUUUCCCCGUAAAAUGAGUACUCUCUCAAACAAGUUCCAACUUACUUGCCUGGCCUCACUCAUUUUUUCCAGUUGGGCCAUUCAUGCUCUGUGCCACCCUCUCAAUGAGGAAUUUAUCCAACAAAGGCAUGAGGAAUGGAUGGCUCAACACGGACGCUUCUAUAAAGAUGCACAAGAAAAGAAGCGACGCUAUAAUAUAUUUAAGAACAACUUAGAAUACAUUGAAAAUUUUAACAAUGGUGUGGACGGCGGAUACAAGCUAGCUAUAAACAAGUUUGCAGACCUUACAAACCAAGAAUUUCGUAGCUUGUAUACCGGUUACAAGAGGAAAACCUCCAAAGCAGAAGCCUCAUCAAAAGACACGCCCUUUACAUAUGUAAAUUUAACAACUGUGCCAACUAGUUUAGACUGGAGAGAAAAGGGUGCUGUGAACCCUGUUAAGGACCAAGGUAGAUGUGGUUGCUGUUGGGCAUUUUCUGCUGUGGCAGCUGUGGAAGGAAUAACUCAAAUAACGACUGGUCAGUUAAUAUCUUUAUCUGAGCAGGAGCUCGUCGACUGCGAUACUAAAAAUCAAGGCUGUAAAGGGGGUCUCAUGGAUUAUGCCUUUGAGUUUAUUAUAGCCAAUGGUGGCCUAACAACUGAGGCUGAUUAUCCUUACGAGGCAAAGGAUGGCUAUUGCAAGACGACGAAGAUGGCAAAUCGAGCUGCCAAGAUUACUGGGUACAAAGAUGUGCCAGCUAACAACGAGCAGGCCUUGCUGCAAUCUGUGGCAAACCAGCCAGUGUCUGUUUCAAUUGAGGGGAGUAGCCAGGAUUUUAAGUUUUACUCAAGUGGAGUAUUUACUGGUAACUGUGGCACACGUUUAAACCAUGCCGUUACUGCCAUCGGGUAUGGCGCCACCAGUGGUGGCGCCAAGUACUGGCUGAUGAAGAAUUCUUGGGGCACUGAUUGGGGUGAAGGCGGGUUUAUGAGGAUUCAGAGAGAUGUUGGUGACAGAAGAGGCCUCUGUGGACUUGCAGAGAAAGCAUCAUAUCCAACAGCCUAAAAAAUAUGGUGGGUUUCUAAAUUUGUGAACUUAAAUAUUUAUGUAUGGUAGUGUGUCAGAUAAAACUCUAUGUAAUAUUAAGUUAAACCUUCUUUCUAUUGCCAAAGAAAGAAACAGAGAGAGAGAGUGAAUAAAAAAUGUGCUGUCUUUAUAUAUGUUUCUUCCUCUUCAACAGAGAGAGAGAUCACUGGCUCAUAGGCAUAAUUGAAGAAACAACACACAAAGUCUAAUUA